Bemisia tabaci is the source of this 3122-nucleotide messenger RNA. RefSeq names its product motile sperm domain-containing protein 1. Gene Ontology annotation, cellular component: cytoplasm. The record is from RefSeq and is a predicted model, not a curated record. NCBI's taxonomy places the organism in Eukaryota, Metazoa, Arthropoda, Insecta, Hemiptera, Aleyrodidae.
AGUUCUGUCGUAAACACAAAAAAACUGCAAUAAGCAAGUUCACGAAUCAGUUUUUCGUUUCAUUGUGUUUUCAAGUAUUUAUCUGACAAGUUAGGAUUUUGUCUAACUGUAAUCAGUAAGUUCGAUUACAAUUCGUGUAUUAUUUUUGAACCAUCUAGUGCGGAUAAAAUUAUUCCUGUGGAAUUUCCAAAAUUGCUUUUCAUGGUGUCGUCAGUUUUAGCAUUUGCUUUGUUCAGCUACAGGCAACAAAACGGUGGAUGGAAUGCAGCCUAGGGAUGGCAAAGUGCCCUUUUUUGUCUUUCCAAGUUCCCUGACAUUUUACCUGGAGGAUCGUACCUCACACAAGCAAAUCCUGACACUGUACAAUCCCUAUGAGUUUCCUAUCAGAUUUAAAGUACUAUGCACAAGAUCCAAAAACUACUCGGUCGUCGACUCAGAAGGCUUGAUCAAAUCGCUCAACCGAAUAGACAUAGUUGUUCGACACAAUGCUCCAACCAUUGCCAAUUGUGGAGUCAUCGACAAAUUUCGUAUUCAGAUGAUAGAUGCCACUACUCGUCAGGUGAUCGGUAAAAAAGAUGUGAUUGCAACAUUGAUUUCUGAAAAACAAAGUAACCAAAUCAAUAAUGGAGAGAUUUUCAAAAAUAUCCCUCUACACAAUGUAUCUCACAGGGACUCUUUCAGCUAUCGAAGUAUGCCAGAACAGUCUCAGGCCUUACAAUACUCCUCUUCAACGCCUAACAUUGAAGUUAUACUUAUCGCCAUUGCUUGCAUCAUCAUAUUACUUCUCCCUACCGAAGGACUUAGCUUCUUCCCCCAACUUCAGAUCUCUGUUAAUUUUAAAUUAAUUUGUUCUUAUGUUCUCGGGUUGUUGACAAUGGUUGUGCUUAGACCUCACUGAACCUCUUCAGGGCGGUGACAGUUAAUGCUUUGUCGGAAAAGAACUUGGUGCUGACAAAUCAUAGAGGGUUCUCAACCUGGAGGUGCAAAUAUAAACAUUACCAUUGAUUUAAUCCAUCUUCCCAGCAAUCCCAUCCUUCGAAAUAGUGUGUAAUUCAAGGCCUGUGUAAAGCUGGUCGUCUUCUAUGUACUCAAUAGAAAACGAAAGUCAAUUCAUCGAUAGUUUAGUUUUGAAGCCUCUCAAUGUGAGGUGAUUUGUACAUUUUUGGAUAUUGAUCCUCUCAUUGCCACUUGCCAAACACAAACUUCAGCCUUGUUAGAGGUAUCAAUCUGUUGACAUCUGGGAAAGUAGAUUCCCUUGAAUUUGUUUUUAUGAUUCUAGUAAUUAGACGAUAGGAAAAAAGGGAAAACGUAAGAUGAAAGAUCGCUGUAUAAACCUUUUUAAGCGUGACCAUUGUCUCACAUCGAUUUUUCAGGCUCAAUUUUCUCACUCUUUUUUCAGAGUGGUUGUUAUUUUCUUCUUCUUAUUAUUUUAUUUUCUUCUUUCUCUCUUUAAAAUGAAAAGAUAAAUGCUUCUGAAGGAUUCUUGCUCCUACUUAUAUUUUUUAUCCAUUUCAUCCCUUCAUUUUUAUCGAUAAAAGCUAAUCUUGUUUGUGACGUACAAACUGACUCUGCAGUUGAUGAAAGGACUGGUUAUCUUUCAUGAAAAAUGUAGAUUAUUACAUUUUGCCUCUUGGAUGGGAAACAUGGACUACUUCUGUUUUUAACUUUUUUUUGUAACGAGACAUCCCUCAUCCCUCCUAUUCCACUUCCAGUUCUGCUCAUAAGUUCACUUUUCUUCCUUACUGUUGCCUCAAAGAAAUGUUUCUCAAAUAAAAUUUGUACGAUUCACAGUUUUCCCUGGUCUUAAAAAUACAUGUUGUAACGCAAAGUCCCUCUCUUCGCCUUCGUUCCUUACAACAGAGUAAUAUUUAAUUUGGCAGUACAUGAUAGUGGAGUUGAGAACAAUAGGCCAUUAGAUAAGUUAUAAUCUAAGCAUCUUGUACUUGUCUCCUCUUUAAACUUCAAUGUAGAAAGCAAGUAAUGCGACGAAAUUAAAUUAUCUCUGAAACAAAGUAUCAACACAUAUACUCAACAUUAAUCAAAUAGAACACUAAUGGGUCAGUUGCGCCAGCCGCAGAAUUAAAAUAACAAUGAGAUCAGGCUCAACAUCUAGUCUCCGAGUCAAAUAUUAAUGGAAAUAUUGUUCUUUGAAAACACUGUGUGCUACGUCAUCUGCUGCACUAGAAUAUUUACCAUGGUUUCUUCCACCUUGAAUUCAUCAAUUAAGGAUUCUCAAAUUUACAUUGGUUGUUGGAAUGAAAACAGGGAUGCAAUCAAGGUGGAAGCAACCAUGGUACGUACCAUGGAUGGCACCAUACAUCAAGUUUUUUAAACCAAGCGACUCAUCAUACAAAUGACAUCAUUUGUAUUUUUAACAUUUAACUAAUGUACAUAAUUUUUAAAUCCUUUUAUCUUCUCAAGGAAUGAAGAGCUGCGGUGUGGAAGUAGACUGUUUGAAUUACCCGAUUCAAAACGGUCGGCGUUGUUGGACUCCGUCAAAAUUACCCGAUGGCUUGUUCGAUUACAUAUGAAAGCCUAUCGUUUCUACCAAACGCUCAACAAUCUCAGGAGGUCAAUGGGACUGUUGGGUUGCGUUUGGAAACGGAAGAACCAAACCGAAUCGGACAAGUUUACUUCGACAUAGCACCCGAUUUUCAAACUUGCCAUGUGAAUCAUAUUUUGCCAAAAAUGUUUAAGAGGAAACAUGACAAAGGGUCUUAGUUCAUAGCUUGUCCAGUGCUUCAUUUUCAAUUGUUCUGGUAUUUUUUUACCCGUGAUUACUUCAAUUCUCAAAACUGAAGUUGAAUUUUUCAAUAUUCUCAUUUGUAAUGUAAGUUUAAUCUGUUGCUCUGUGGGAUGUUCUCUUUUUGUAUGCUCCCUUAUAAAACUGAACUUACUAACUUGUGACUAUUUUUUUUUAGUUCUAUGUAUACACAUACAUACCUACAUUGUUCUUUUUUAUUUUUUUACUACAGAGUUUUUCAUUUUUUGUUCUUUUUUUACAGCAAAAAUGUAAAUCGGAGUACUUCUAUGUGGUUUUAAUUUUUUGUUUUUAUUUUUAUUCAGUUUUUGAUGGCUGUAAAUAUUUGUUUGUUCUUAGUAGAUUGUUUAUGAUGCCCUAA